Fonticula alba is the source of this 1038-nucleotide messenger RNA. RefSeq names its product malate dehydrogenase. Lineage: Eukaryota; Rotosphaerida; Fonticulaceae. The coding region runs from base 1 to 1038 and encodes 345 amino acids. The transcript is spliced from 4 exons. Gene Ontology annotation, biological process: tricarboxylic acid cycle; oxaloacetate metabolic process; malate metabolic process. Gene Ontology annotation, molecular function: L-malate dehydrogenase (NAD+) activity. The record is from RefSeq and is a predicted model, not a curated record.
AUGUCGGUCAUCACCAAGAAGAAUGAGCCCGUCCGCGUCUGUGUUACCGGCGCUGCCGGUCAGCUGGCCUAUUCCCUGCUGCUGAACCUCGCCCGUGGCGUGGUUUUCGGCGAGGACACCCCGGUCAUCCUUCAGCUCCUCGAUAUCAACCCCGGCAUGGAGUCCCUCAACGGCGUUCGCAUGGAGCUUGAGGACAGCGCCCUGCCCCUGCUGGCUGGCGUGGUCUGCACCUCGGACCCGGAGGUGGCUUUCACCGGUGCCCAGGCGGCCAUCUUCCUGGGUGCCAUGCCCCGCCGUCCGGGGAUGGAGCGUUCGGACCUGCUGAAGGCCAAUGCCAAGAUCUUCCGCGAGCAGGGCGAGGCCAUGAACCGCGUUGCCUCGCCGGACAUCAAGUGCGUGGUGGUCGGCAACCCGGCCAACACCAAUGCCCUGAUCCUGAGCAAGUAUGCCCCGCGCGUGCCCAAGGAGAACAUCACGGCUCUCACCCGGCUGGAUGCCAACCGCGCUCGCAACCAGAUUGCCCUGCGUGCUGGGGUGUCCGUUGAUCGGACCCUGGACGUCCUGAUUUGGGGCAACCACUCGGCCACCCAGUACCCGGAUGUGUCCCAUGCGACGAUUGUUUGCGCGGAGACCGGUGCCCGCCGGCCGGUGUCCGAGGUUAUCACCGACACCGAGUGGCUGCAUGGCGAGUUCAUUGAGACCGUGCAGCAGCGUGGUGCGGCCAUCCUGGCCGCGCGUAAGCUGUCCUCGGCCAUGUCUGCCGCCAAGGCCGUGGCCGACCACAUGCGUGACUGGUGGAUGGGCUCCGAGCGCGAGGGCGAGCUGGUUUCGAUGGCCGUCCCGAGCGACGGGUCUUACGGCAUUGCCGAGGGUCUGAUUUUCUCCUUCCCCGUCCGUUGCCCGGGUGGCGGCAAGUACGAGAUCGUCCAGGGGCUGGAGAUCUCGGAUUUCUCUCGCGGCAAGCUCCAGAAGACUGAGGCCGAGCUGAUUUCCGAGCGCGACGAGGCUCUGGCCUGUGUUGCCGCCGACUCGGCUUAA